This is a messenger RNA of Rhizopus microsporus ATCC 52813, 503 nucleotides long. Its product is annotated as Rad51-domain-containing protein. Gene Ontology annotation, biological process: DNA recombinase assembly; DNA strand invasion; reciprocal meiotic recombination. The annotation marks the transcript as partial. Gene Ontology annotation, cellular component: condensed nuclear chromosome. Gene Ontology annotation, molecular function: DNA strand exchange activity; ATP binding; ATP-dependent DNA damage sensor activity. NCBI's taxonomy places the organism in Eukaryota, Fungi, Mucoromycota, Mucoromycetes, Mucorales, Rhizopodaceae. The record is from RefSeq and is a predicted model, not a curated record. The transcript has 4 exons.
AAUUUUUAAUUCUUAUAUUCUACCUGAUUGUAGAGAUACUUUCUUCUUUUAUCUCUUUUUAUUGUAUAAAAUGUCACAAGCUUUUGAAGACGGGGAUGGAGACUGUGGUAACUUUACUCCUAUAUCCAGACUUGAAGACAUUGGUAUUUCUGCUACAGACGUUAAAAAGCUCCGGGAGAAUGGUUAUCAUACAGUAGAAGCAGUAGCCUAUGCACCAAAAAAGGCUUUACUUUCAGUUAAAGGCAUUUCUGAGGCAAAAGCAGACAAACUUUUGGCAGAAGCUGCCAAACUCGUCAAUCUCGGUUUUACUACAGCAACUGAAGUACAUAAGCGUCGACAAGAGGUCAUUACGAUUACUACAGGCUCAAAAGAGCUUGACCGAUUAUUAGGAGGUGGCAUCGAAACAGGUUCUAUUACAGAGAUAUUUGGCGAAUUUAGAACAGGAAAAAGUCAAUUGUGCCAUAUGCUUGCUGUUACUGCGCAGUUGCCUUUGGAUAUGGGAG